Malania oleifera is the source of this 2339-nucleotide messenger RNA. RefSeq names its product preprotein translocase subunit SCY2, chloroplastic. Gene Ontology annotation, molecular function: signal sequence receptor activity; transmembrane protein transporter activity. The record is from RefSeq and is a predicted model, not a curated record. Gene Ontology annotation, biological process: SRP-dependent cotranslational protein targeting to membrane, translocation; chloroplast organization; protein localization to chloroplast. Lineage: Eukaryota; Viridiplantae; Streptophyta; Magnoliopsida; Santalales; Ximeniaceae. Gene Ontology annotation, cellular component: membrane; plastid envelope. The transcript is spliced from 14 exons. The coding region runs from base 40 to 1851 and encodes 603 amino acids.
UCGUACAGCUUUCAUGUAGAGGAUCCAAAUCAUUUUGGGAUGAGCCCUUUAUUCCAAGAACAGGCUCCGACUUUGGCUUGCUCGGCUCUAGCACGUCCUUUUGCUUCGGCCAUGGAAGCAACUCUUCUAAGCUCUCAUCAUUAUGAUAACCGUCUCUUUCGAAGAAAACUCACCACGAAGCGAGGUGGACAGGCUGGGCAUGUUCAGUACUUAUCUGGUCCAUUCUCUGUUGGACCAACUGUCUCCCUUAAGAUGAACUUACCAGAAUUGAGUGAAAGGCAAUUUCAGCACGUGAACAGAAAUUUUCUGCUGAAAUCAACCAAGAAAUUUUCUGUUUGUUGUUCAGAUCAGCUUCGAAGUCAUUAUUUGGAUGUUGAGGUGGCAUCUGUACAGUCUCUGGCUCAUGAAUUUGUUCCAUCGAGGCCUGAUGAUGAGGCAGGUGUUUUUGGUUCACAUGAUGUCAAUGACUUCAACACCUUGCAGUCGAGGCCUAAAAUGUUUAGAAACAGAUUUUUGAAUCUCGUACGCUUGAGUUCCGUCAUCAAUAGUAUUGCUGAAUCAUUUUUCAAGAGUGAGAUACGACGGAGGCUAUUUGUGACAACAGUAUUAAUUGUAAUAAGUCGUGUUGGAUAUUUUAUGCCCCUGCCAGGAUUUGAUAGAAGGUUGAUACCUGAGGACUACCUUAGCUUUGUUUCAGGAUCAGUUGAUGAACUUGGUGAUUUUGCACCAGAGCUUAAGCUAUCCUUUUUUCAGCUUGGAAUCAGUCCUCAGAUAGUAGCAUCAAUUCUUAUGCAGGUUCUAUGUCAUGUUGUUCCUUCUUUGGUGAAGCUGCGGAAAGAAGGAUUAGAUGGCCAUGAGAAGAUUAAGAGUUAUAUAUGGUGGAUCUCACUUGGCUUUGCAAUAAUAGAGGCUGUGGUACUCGCUUGUUAUUCACUUCCAUAUUCAAUCUAUGCAGCUAGUCAGCGGGCCAAACAUGUAAUGGUGACAACACUUUACUUGGUAUGCGGUGCCAUGACUAUGACGUGGAUCUGUGACAAAAUAUCAGAAUCUGGAUUUGGUCAAGGAUCAUCUCUAAUUAUAUGUGUGGGAAUAUUGACUGGCUAUACAGAUACACUGUACAAGAUGUUGUCUCAGCUCUCAGGAAGCACUGCAAAUUGGUGGCAAUAUAUGCCUGCAAUACUAGGUGUUUUCACUGUAGUCACUAUGUGGGCAGUUGUAGUAACUGAAGGUUGCAGGAAAAUCAAGUUGCAGUACUAUGGUUUCAAACUUGCUUCCGCAGCAAGAGAUGACUCACCCAUUACUGAGGUGGAGCCCUAUAUCCCAUUCAAUAUUAAUCCAUCUGGAAUGCAACCAGUUCUCACCACAACCUAUCUCUUGGCAUUUCCUAGCAUUCUUGCAAGUCUCCUUGGUUCGCCAUUUUGGGAACAUGUGAAAGAAAUAUUGAACCCUGAAACUUCUGUUGGUGCUGCGCCAUGGGUUUAUUAUUCAAUUUAUGCAUUUUUUGUCUUUGUUUUCAACAUAUUUGACAUUGCAAACAUGCCAAAGGAAAUUUCCGAUUAUUUAAAUAAGAUGGGUGCUAGAAUACCAAGCAUAAAACCUGGAAAGGCCACCAUUGAAUACCUAACUAAGAUCCAAGCAUCAACGCGGUUUUGGGGGGGCUUAUUGUUAAGUGUUUUGGCCACUACAUCCACCAUACUCGAUCAUUAUUUACGGCGUCUCAAUCAGGGAUUUUCGAUAGGGUUUACGUCUGUCCUAAUAAUUGUUGGUUCCAUCAUUGAACUCAGGAGAUCCUAUCAAGCUUAUAAUGUAAUGCCAAGUUUAAGCAAAGCUCUAAGAAGAUAUGGUGUGUAGUAUUUGGAGUGGCAGUCAUUUUGCUUUGAGAAGCUUAUUUCCUGGUGACUGGUCAUCAAUACUGGUCAACAAUAUUGUCCUUUGAGAGCAACGUUUACAAGUUCCUGGCAUACCAAAUUAGCUCAAAUGGGGAAAUGAAGAUGCAGAAGAGCUGUUCCUGUUACAAUUACAAAGAUAAUGUUGUAUUAUUUCGUCAUAUUGAUGGAAGUGCGGGUUUUGUAGCCUGUCUUGCACAAGGCUUCUGUUUGUUUUACCUUUUUUUUUUUUUAUCUUUUUGGUUGUAUCCAGUUGAUCAUUGAUAUAUAUAUGUAUGUAUUUCUGAAAAAAAAUAUGCAUGCUGGUGUGAAUAUGUUGAUGGUUUCUAUUUUAUGGAUGGAAACGAUAAGGUGACGUAGGUCGAGAGAAUGUUGUGUAAACUACUUGGCAUCCUUGUGGGUCAUAUAGAUCAUAAGAAAAAUCAGCUUGAUUUGGGGUUAAUUUGACCCUUC